GAUGGCGAAGGACGUGUUUAUAAAUAUCUCUUAGACAAUAACGUGUUCACGUACCAGUACACACGCGAGUGACUUAUGCUUGAAAGGGAAAAGUUUUGUGAUGUGAUUACCGAGUUUUUGGAUACAAUAUUUUAAAAGGAUGUAUUUCUUUUUUGCUGUUCUAAGCUUACUUGUUAGAGAAUCUCUUCUACUUCGAAUAGUUCGGGUUUCGGUCCCUUCAUACCGGGUUCGAGGACAGCAGGCUCAGUUUGAUUGUGAUUAUGAACUUGGAGGUGACAGAUUAUAUUCUGUCAAAUGGUAUAGAGACAACGAAGAGUUUUACAGAUAUAUGCCGAAAUAUGAUCCUCCGCAGCAUGCGUAUAAAAUCGACGGAGUCAAAGUUGAUUUGUCAAAAUCGAACGACAGAAGAGUCGUUUUGCAUCAGGUGACACUGAAAUCGUCGGGGUUGUAUCGAUGUGAGGUUUCGGCCGAAGCGCCGAGUUUCGAGUCUGCCGCCGGCGAAGGAAGAAUGGAGGUUAUUUAUCUCCCACGAGAGGGCCCAAGAAUAACAGGAAAUGAGCAAGAAAACAAGAAAGAAGACUUCUUGUUUCUGAAUUGUACGUCUGGUCGAUCAUACCCGGCUGCUGUUCUCAGUUGGGAUAUCGACGGAGAGAAGGUAACUGACAAAAACCUGCUGGUAGAGUACCCUCUAAUACAGCACUCACAUGGCCUGCUAUCAGCAGCUCUAGGGCUUCGCGUCCCCACGGGAAGGACGAUGCAGGUGCGGUGUACAGCAAGAGUAGCACCAGCUUGGCGAGAGGGGAGUGAAGCUGUAGUUGGAAACAGUCAACUAGCUGAUAGUAAAGAAGCUAUGUUAUUAGUGCGAAGUUCGGGCGAGGCGUCUACAUUAAGUAUAAUGCUGUUAACACUUUCCUUCCUUCAACUUCUGAGUUCCUUAAUACAAUCAGAAACGUGAUAAAUUAUCAUUUGUCUCUCAUUACCAAAAACGUGCUAAGACACGACCAUGACGCUGAAUUCGUUAACGGCAUUCCCGUAUUAAAGUAACUUUAGUUACGUUGUCUGUGAAUUUGAUUAGAUAGCAUUGUUAUUAGAGAUUUGUAAGCAUCGAGUACAUAUCUGUAUUUUAGUCAAUGAAUUUAUUUUUCAUGCUAGAAAUAUUUUUGUAGCUAUUCUGUUCAGUUAAUGCUAAGCUUUUUUUGAUUCACAUUUGUAAAUAUAGAUCUAAAACUGCCUUCCUAGAUCGUAAUUGUAUAUAUAAAUGAAAUUUAUAUAACAAUUCUUUUGUUACAAUUGUAAUGUGUAAAUGUAUUAUUUAAAUUAAAUAAAAAAUUUAGCUAAAGAUAACCC
Molecule: messenger RNA, 1347 nt
Organism: Leptidea sinapis
Lineage: Eukaryota; Metazoa; Arthropoda; Insecta; Lepidoptera; Pieridae
Exons: 6
Coding region: 140-955 (271 amino acids)
Source: RefSeq, a predicted model, not a curated record